GAUGGUCAGCGUCGGCCUUGUGAUGUUUGCUGGGAUCAUGUCGGGCCUCACUCUCGGCCUCAUGUCCCUUAGCCUCGUCGACCUCGAGGUCCUCAUCAAGGCCGGCCAGCCCAAAGACCGUCUCAAUGCCGCUAAGAUCCUGCCUGUGGUUAAGAAUCAGCACCUGCUGCUCUGCACUCUGCUAAUUGGGAAUUCUCUCGCCAUGGAGGCGUUGCCGAUAUUCCUUGAUGCGUUGGUUCCGGCUUGGGGGGCUGUGCUGAUAUCAGUGACCCUAAUCCUUACGUUUGGCGAGAUUAUUCCGCAAGCUGUCUGUUCGCGGUAUGGAUUGAGUGUGGGAGCCAAAAUGGCUGGGAUUGUGCGUGUGCUUUUGUUGGUGUUUUUCCCAAUUGCUUAUCCCAUCAGCAAGCUAUUGGACUGGCUGUUGGGAAAGGGACACUUUGCCCUAAUGCGAAGGGCUGAGUUAAAGACGCUAGUGGAUAUGCAUGGAAACGAGGCAGGGAAGGGUGGGGAGCUAACUCAUGAUGAGACCACAAUUAUUGCUGGAGCCCUGGAAUUGACCCAAAAGACUGCUAAAGAUGCUAUGACGACAAUCUCCGAAACUUUUUCCCUUGAUAUAAACUCUAAGCUUGACAUGCACACUAUGGGUCUAAUAAUGAGUAAAGGGCAUAGUCGUGUUCCUAUAUAUUCCGGAACUCCAGAUAAUAUUAUUGGCCUUAUUUUGGUUAAGAAUUUGAUUACUUGCCGCCAUGAAGACGAGGUUCCCAUUAGGAAUGUUACUAUAAGAAAAAUUCCUAGGGUAUAUGGUGAUCUUCCACUUUAUGACAUACUGAAUGAAUUUCAGAAAGGUCACAGUCACAUGGCUGUGGUUGUGAAGCGCAUGAAAGAUACUGAGGCAAAUAUGGAAAAGAGCAAGAAGGAUAUAUCAGAAAAUGGAGGCCAUCAAAGUAGGAAACAUCUUCUAGGUGAUGGUAUUACUGCUGAGCAUUUGGAUAUCAUUGUGAAUGCAUCUGCCAUGAAGGGUAAUGUUAAUGGAUCUCGAAGUCCUGUGCUAAGAACCAAUUCGGAGAAGCAUGGAGAUGUUCGAUCACAGAUGAAGAAGGCAGACCGAGGAAGACAUAGUAAUAUUCUAGAUGUUUCGGAAGCUCUUCCUAGCUAUUCAAUGGAUGAGGAAGUUGUAGGGAUCAUUACAAUGGAAGAUGUUAUGGAGGAAUUGCUACAGGAAGAAAUACUGGAUGAAACCGAUGAGUAUGUAGACGUUCACAACAAGAUUAAAAUAAACAUGCUACCCUCAAAAAGGUCCUCAUCAAGAUCUCCAAAAGCUUCACCUCUAUCUUAUUUUCAGCGUCGAACUCCAAUGGCAUCUCCACUUUCUCCACAUAAUUAUACUUCUAUAUUGCAUUCACCUGUUUCUUCAUUUGCUCAAACUCUUGGUGCAUUACCAACCAUUUCAAGUAUUGGAAACUCAAUACCAAGCUUACCAUCUGAUCAGACACAUGCUGGUCAAAGUUCGCCAUCUUCACAUCAAAUUGCCCGAAAGUCUUAUGACAGGCUUCAUCACAAGAAGGAAGAAUGUUGACAUCUAUAACUCGUCAGAGUCUAGUUAUAUAAAGUCGUCACACUAAUAGUUAAGUAAACUAUGAGGUUAACUGUAAGAUUAUCUGGCUAUUGACCAAGGCAUCUACUACUCUGUAUCGCCAUUAAAGGAUAUAAGUGUGGCUUAUUGUUUGAUUUUUGCCAA
This is a messenger RNA of Asparagus officinalis (garden asparagus), 1738 nucleotides long. Its product is annotated as DUF21 domain-containing protein At2g14520-like. Gene Ontology annotation, biological process: magnesium ion homeostasis. The record is from RefSeq and is a predicted model, not a curated record. The coding region runs from base 2 to 1576 and encodes 524 amino acids. Lineage: Eukaryota; Viridiplantae; Streptophyta; Magnoliopsida; Asparagales; Asparagaceae. The transcript has 13 exons. Gene Ontology annotation, cellular component: intracellular membrane-bounded organelle.